CAUGUCAUUUUGUUGAUGUUGUUGUUGGUGUAUAAUUCACAAAUUCUCAAUCCCACCCAUGGUUAGGAUCCAUAAUCAUAACUAGCCCGACCCGAUUCUCCUAACGAAACCGCAACGGUAAUACAGUUACAUGUGCGUUUAGCAAUUUCAAACAAACGUUCUUCUCCCUCUUCUUCAUAAACCCUAGAUAAAUAGAAACAUCGAAUUGAAUCCUAUUUCGCUCGUAAUUUCAAUGCAAAUUCUCCAAAAGUAGGGUUUAUUAUUCUUCUCUGUAGCCAUGGUUGGACAAUCCAAGGCCGCAACUUCGCGCGAAAAGCUUUCAAGUCUCGUCCAUAGAGCCAAAUUGGCCAUUGAUAUACCUUCAAAGCUCGAAGCAUUGCGGAAAUUGAAAAUUGAACUUCCUCAAGAAGAUCCAGUUCUUCUCACUGAGUUCCUCCCUCCGAUUUUCGACUUCCUCUCUGAUGAUUUCAGUCCUGUUCGUAAAUUCGUCACCGAGAUGGUUGGUGAAAUUGGAUUGAAGAACACUGAAUUCUUGCCUGAUAUUGUGCCUGUGUUGAUUGAUGUCUUGGAUGAUGAUACACCAGCUGUUAUUCGUCAAGUUAUUCUGUGCGGAAUUGAUUUGUUUCGAUCCACACUUGAGAAAAUCACGAUACAGGGUCUAUAUUCUAGUGAUUUAGACAGCGCACUUGAAUCUGCAUGGGAGUGGAUGGUUAAAUUCAAAGAAAAAGUAUACUCAAUAGCAUUUCAAGAUGGAAGGGGUGGAGCAAAGCUUCUGGCACUGAAGUUUGUUGAAGCAGUGAUUCAUCUUUACACACCUGAUCCUAAUGGUUCCUCAGAGCCCACUUCCCAUCAAGGAAAGCCACCGGAAUUUAAUGUAUCAUGGCUGAGGCGGGGUCAUCCUGUACUUAAGUAUGGAGAUUUGUCAAUUGAAGCCAGUCAUAGUUUGGGUCUCUUGCUUGAUCAACUCAGAUUUCCAACUGUGAAGUCUCUUAGUAACUCAGUAAUCAUUGUGCUAAUUAAAAGCCUUUCAGCCAUUGCAAUAGACAGGCCUGCAUUCUAUAGCCGAAUAUUGCCAGUUUUGCUCAGUUUGGAACCCUCAAGCUCUGUUGUUAAUGGGGUCUGUGUGUCAGCAGCACAUCUUGCUCUAAAGAAGGCCUUUCUUACGUGCACAAAAUGUACACAUCCAAGUGCUGCCCCGUGGAGAGAUCGGUUGGGAGGUGCCUUGAAGGAGAUGCAGUCCGAAGGGAAGGCAGAUCAAGUGUUCCACGCAAUCUCUGCAAGUAAUGGAAGUAUCUUACAGAGAGCGGAGGAUUAUCAAUCAGUUAUCAAGGAAGAGGAUGCUGCAGUAAAUUCAUUUGAUUCAGGGCACGUUAAUUUGGUAAGGAAACGGUCAGGAUCAGAAAAUGGAGGCGAUUUAACUGGAGAUGCAGAUGUCCCUGGUAAACGUGUUAGAACAACAACCGAAGGUUUCAAAGAACCUAAAAAUGAGUUAGAUGAAAGUACUGCUAACACACUGGAUGACUCUCCUUCAGCUCUACCAGCAUCUUCAAAAGGAGAUGAGGAAAAUGGGCCUGUACUGCAGCUUGUUGCCAUGUUUGGUGCUUUGGUUGCUCAAGGUGAAAAGGCUGUUGCGUCUUUGGAAAUUCUUAUCUCCAGUAUUUCUGCCGACUUACUAGCUGAAGUAGUGAUGGCAAAUAUGCGUAACCUACCUCCAAAUUGCCCUAAUGCUGAAGGAAACGAUGAACAGUUGCAUGACAUUAGUAUAUUUGGUUCUCAUGACAAGGCUAAAUAUCCACCAUCGUUUGUGGCUGGUGUUAUGUCACUUUCUAGUACUUUCCCGCCUGUUGCUUCACUUCUUGAUGCUCAUCAAUCAGUGUCCAAUGACUUAGUGAAGUCUCAUGGGGAGGAAGAAAUUUCUACAACUGGAGUAGAUAGUAGUGCUAUGCAUUCUGGCAUGAUUCUUUCAUCUCAAAAUGUACCAUCGCCUACUGAUUUUCCGUCUUCUGAUACCUGUAUACCUGGAGUGGAGAAUGUCAGCACAUCUGUGCCUAUUGACAUAGAUGAUGAUGGCAACUUAGAGAGUGGAAUCCCUGGCCUGGAUUCUUUUGGUCGAAAUGAUGCAUUGUCAGAAACUUUGGCUGCUUCCUCAUUAGCUUCCAGUGAUUUACAAAUAGAAGAGGAGCAAGUUACGAGUUUGGAUAAAAGGUCACCCCUGAACAUAGUUCCAUCAACAUCGGCAGAUAGGUCUGAGGAGCUGAGCCCAAAAGCAGUUGCUACAGAUGUCAAUAGCUUGGUGUCCUCAACUGCUACUUCAGUUGUGUUGCCUACUCGCUUAGUCUUGCCAAAGAUGAUUGCUCCAGUUGUUGAUCUUGCAGAUGAACAAAAGGAUCAUUUGCAAAUAUCAUGUUUUAUGCGUAUCAUUGAUGCAUAUAAGCACAUAGCUACAGCUGGAGGCUCAAAAGUUCGAUUUUCGAUACUUGCUUAUUUAGGAGUUGAGUUUCCUUUGGAAUUAGACCCGUGGAAAUUAUUACAAAAGCAUAUUUUGAUUGAUUACUCUAGUCAUGAGGGACAUGAGUUGACGUUGCGUGUCCUCUACAGGUUAUUUGGUGAGGCUGAAGCGGAGCCUGACUUUUUUUCUUCCACAACUGCAGCUUCUGUAUAUGAAACAUUCCUCCUAACAGUGGCAGAAGCACUAAGAGAUUCUUUUCCACCUUCGGAUAAAUCGUUAAGUAAAUUGCUUGGUGAAUCUCCUUAUUUGCCAAAAUCAGUUUUAAAAAUUGUAGAGAACAUGUGUUCUCCUGGAAAUGGGGAUAAAGUUGAAAAGGAAUCGCACACAUUGAAUGCGGAUAGAGUUACUCAAGGUCUAAGUGCUGUAUGGAGUUUGGUUCUUCUAAGACCUCCCAUUCGAGAUACUUGUUUAAAAAUUGCUUUACAGAGUGCAGUGCAUCACUUGGAAGAAGUGCGUAUGAAGGCAAUACGGCUGGUGGCAAAUAAACUUUAUCCUUUAUCAUCCAUUUCUCGGCAAAUAGAAGAGUUUGCAAAGGAAACGUUGUUCUCAGUGAUGAGUGAUGCAUCUGAGGCUACUGAUGCUGAAGGAUCCGUUGCUGAUUCACAAAAGGGACCUGAUAUUGAAAAGCUGACAAAUGAACCAUUAUCUUUGAGUGGCAAUACUAAGGAUGUCUUAGAUAAUCGGCAAUCAAGCACAUCUGAGGGCACCUCACCAGUUUCAGUUUCUGAGGCUCAGAGGGGCAUGUCAUUGUAUUUUGCUUUAUGCACAAAGAAACAUUCCCUCUUUCGCGAAAUAUUUGUCAUCUAUAAAAGCACAUCAAAAGCAGCAAAGCAGGCUAUUCAUCGUCAAAUUCCCAUACUAGUGCGUACCUUAGGUUCAUCUUCAGAUCUCCUUGAAAUUAUAUCAGAUCCCCCGAAUGGAAGUGAGAAUCUCCUAAUGCAGGUGUUGCAUACACUUACAGAUGGUACGAUCCCUUCUAAGGAUUUGAUAUAUACUGUGAAAAGGUUACAUGAUACAAAACUUAAGGAUGCAGAGAUUCUUAUUCCAAUAUUGCCAUUCCUAUCAAAAGAUGAGGUAAUGCCGGUUUUUCCCCACAUUGUUAAUGUUCCUUUGGAGAAGUUCCAAGGAGCACUUAGUCGGGUAUUGCAGGGAUCGUCCCAAUCUGGUCCGGUGCUUACUCCAGCUGAAAUAUUGAUUGCAAUUCAUGGAAUUGAUCCUGAAAGAGAUGGAAUUGCCUUAAAAAAGGUAACUGAUGCAUGCAAUGCUUGCUUUGAGCAGCGACAAACUUUUACUCAAGAAGUUCUUGCCAAAGUUUUGAAUCAAUUGGUUGAGCAAAUUCCUCUUCCUUUACUGUUCAUGCGUACAGUAUUACAAGCAAUAGGUGCUUUUCCAACACUGGUGGACUUUAUCAUGGGUAUUCUUUCCCGCCUCGUCAAGAAGCAGAUAUGGAAAUAUCCAAAGUUGUGGGUGGGAUUCUUGAAGUGUCUGCAAUUGACGAAACCUCAAUCAUUUGGUGUUCUGCUUCAGCUACCUCCACCACAAUUGGAAGCUGCAUUAAAUAGAAUUGCUGCACUGAAGGCACCAUUGAUUGCUCAUGCUAGCCAGCCAGAUAUACAAUCUUCACUUCCCAGGUCUGUGCUGGUUGUUCUCGGCAUUGUUUCUGAUUCUCAGGUUUCAAGUCAGACACAAACUAGCCAAACACAAACUGGUGAGACAAGCAACUCAGAUAAGGACACAAUGACAGAAAAAUCUAAAGAAUCAUCUACAGCAAGCUAAACUAAAAUAAUCACGGUAGUUGAGUGGUGGAAUCUACUGGUCAAUUGUGACACUCUCAAGUUAAAUUAUAGCGUAGAUCUUUCUUACACUUGCUGCUAAAAGUUAUCUCAAGACAAGGGAAUGAAAAGUCAGAGUUGAUGAAUUUGCCAUGUUCAAAUGGCUGAAGAGUUGGGCCAUGUGUCAAGGGUUUUGUACAUUUGCAUCAGGCAACAACAACCUGGCUUGUACAUUUGUAGGUGGAAUGAUGUAUAUUAGAAUGGUAUACGAAGUAUCAUUAUCUCAAAUGGGUCUCAAUUUUGGAUCUCUGUUAAGCAUAGUGUUAGUUAAUAUUAGAAAUGUAUACAUACAUGAUAUAUUAAUCCCCAAGUCUUGAGAAUUAUGUAUCUAGGGUUUAGACAUGUAUUUUUGAGUAUUUACUCAUCCCUCUGUAAUAAUAUAUUCAUUUUGUUUGUUUACUUCAUUUUUUAAAACUGCAACACUAUAAACAGUAAAUUGGACAGAA
Messenger RNA from Cicer arietinum (chickpea), 4787 nucleotides. RefSeq lists its product as uncharacterized. NCBI's taxonomy places the organism in Eukaryota, Viridiplantae, Streptophyta, Magnoliopsida, Fabales, Fabaceae. The record is from RefSeq and is a predicted model, not a curated record.